AUGCAUUGUGCCGCUUUGCUGCUGGUUCAGCCAUUGCUCUUCACAUACCAUACACUAGCGGAUGACGUUGGCUUCGACUAUGACCCGACAGACUUGGAUGCGUGGGAACAUGAUUACGGCCACUAUCCUUAUCGAACAUUCGAGUCUUCCGAUUUGACACCUCCGGCCGUGGCACGCAAGGUCGAUUCACCAGCCUGUCACGAUGGGUUGCUGACAUUCCUUACACCUCGAGGAACCGCCGUCAACGAGAGCCGUGGUAUGUUAAUACUCGACGACGAAGGAGAACUGGUCUGGAUGCAAAAGACGGAAGGACAACCCUACAACCUUGAUGUACAGACGUACCAGGGCACUCCUCAUUUGACCUACUGGCUAGGCGAUGACACUGUGGGAGGUCACGGCGAAGGCGACUACUACAUGCUCAAUUCCUCUUACGAUGUAGUUGCAACGAUCUCUGCCUUGGAUGAAUUACAUGCCGAUCUACACACUCUGAGCAUCACACCGAACGACACCGCCAUUAUCAGUAUCUACCAACCAUAUGAGAAAGAAAAAGGGGGACAUUUACAAUAUAUCUGGGAUUGCCUGUUUCAGGAGAUCGAUAUAGUGACCAACAGCCUCAUCUUUCAGUGGCGUGCUUCGGAUCAUCAUGAUACCUCGGAAUCAUACCAUGAUCCACGACACAAGGAGGAGGGAACAAGCAACCAAACGCAUUGGGACUGGUACCACCUCAACUCUGUCGAGAAAGACGACUUGGGCAACUAUCUCAUUUCGGCUCGGUACACGCAUUCUAUCAGCUAUGUUGACGGUCAAACUGGCGACCUAAUCUGGACACUCGGCGGCAAGCGCAACAUGUUUACAUCUGAUGACCACGCCUUCGGUUUCUCAUCUCAGCAUUUUGCGCAGUUUCAUUCGAUCGAGGAGUUUCCAAGUCUGGCCGCAUCCUUUGGUGCCAGUCGACCAGGCAUAACCACACGCUUGAUCAGCCUGUUUGACAACAGAAAUGACGAUACUUGGGAUUCUGGGUUGGCUUCUAGAGGACUGCUUCUCGCCGUCUCCUACCCUACCCAUCCUGAUCCUGAUGGCGAAUUCAGCAAGAAUGACUACAGAGCUCGCAUCGUCCACGAAUAUCUCCAUCCCAAUGACUUGAUUGCCGACAGUCAGGGAAGCUUGCAAGUAAUUGCUGCUGCAGACGCCAGCCAAGAUCCGAGCAUCUUGGUGGGAUGGGGUGCACGAUCAGUAUGGUCGUCGUACUCUGCCUCAGGCAAACUCUUAUGCGAUACUCGUUUCGGUACAGAAGCUGCCAUCUUGAACGGUUCUGCACAAAGUUACCACGUAUUGAAGUAUCCUUGGAUAGGCAUUUCGAGCGAGCCUAUCUCGACUGUCUACAACUUUGAUCGCGAUAGCCUGUUCGUCUCUUGGAACGGGGCUACUGAAGUCGUUUCAUAUGCGUUACAGCAUAACGAUGGCAGUGGCAACGAUCUCGCCGAUUGGGUCUAUAUUAGUAUCACUCAGAAGGCGGGCUUCGAAACAGAGGUUGUUAUUGGUGAAUGCACAACCAGAUAUGUGCGUAUCAUUGCGCUCGAUGCCGCAGACAAUGUGCUGGGUGUAUCAGAAGCGAUUGAGCUACCGUUCACGUCGGUAAGCAGUUUCUCCCUGAUCGUCCCAAGUUCUUGCACUGACAAAUUCGUGCAGGGCUUCCACUGCGAUGAGAUCAACAACCUGUACAUAACCUCUGAUGGUAACACUCUCUCUACAGCAUCUGUGGCUCUAAUCAUGGCCGCCAUGUCUCUGACCAUGUUCUCGAUCCUUGUCUUUGAGAGUUGGCGUGUGUAUCAAGCAUGGCAGAAGAAAAGAGAGCAUGCAUAUUACCUUCUGGAGCUUGAUCCAUACAAUUGA
Aureobasidium uvarum is the source of this 1893-nucleotide messenger RNA. NCBI's taxonomy places the organism in Eukaryota, Fungi, Ascomycota, Dothideomycetes, Dothideales, Saccotheciaceae. The record is from the annotation of a GenBank genome assembly.